Stegostoma tigrinum is the source of this 4248-nucleotide messenger RNA. Its product is annotated as bromodomain-containing protein 3-like. Gene Ontology annotation, biological process: chromatin remodeling; positive regulation of transcription elongation by RNA polymerase II. The transcript has 24 exons. Bases 570 to 3644 code for a protein of 1024 amino acids. Lineage: Eukaryota; Metazoa; Chordata; Chondrichthyes; Orectolobiformes; Stegostomatidae. Gene Ontology annotation, cellular component: chromatin; nucleus. The record is from RefSeq and is a predicted model, not a curated record.
GAGCGUUUAACGGCGGUUGCGCGCGUGCGCGCGGCCGCUUUAACCAGAAGAUCGUUCAAAGCAGCAGGAGGAGGACCGGAAUUGUAUGCAGUAUUUCAAGUGGCCUCCCCAAUGUCCUGCACAGCUGCAACAUGAAGUACCAACUCCUAAACUCAAUGUAUUGAACAGGUGAAGAUCCUCUGGACUGCAGUAAAUUAUUCUUGCUGUUCAAGAAAGAUCGCUGAUUUCCAAGAUGAGUAUGCAGCUGUGACUUCCAAAAGCAGAGGUUAAUUUGGUGCAGAAUCUCUGAGAAACUGCAUGGCCUGGAGGAGGAUUCUGCAGUAAAUCACUUUUUGUUUGCUGAUGUGGGUGUCACUGGCUUGGCCAACAUUUAUUGCUCAUUACUAAUUCCUUGGAGUCCAGCUAAGAGUCAUCCACUUUGCUGUGGAUCCGGAGUCACGUACAGGAUUGACCAGGUCCUAUCAUUAUUCUGGCCCAGAAGCAUGAUGGAUUAAUAGUCUGUCAAGAACAUUGAAAGAAAAGUUUUUUUCAAUCCUAUUGGCUGAGCGCAAGAAAUUUCGAGAGUUGAAAUGACAUCGACUGGGGAUAAAAGAUCCCAGCAGAAAAAUGUGAUUGUGAAUCCUCAACCACCAGAAUAUCGUAACCCAAACAAACCUAGCCGCAUGACAAAUCAGCUGCAGUAUUUGGAAAAAGUGGUGGUUAAAGCUCUUUGGAAGCACCAUUUUGCAUGGCCAUUCCAACAACCUGUUGAUGCUGUGAAGCUGAACUUGCCUGAUUAUUAUCAGAUUACAAAGAACCCAAUGGAUUUGGGUACCAUCAAAAAACGCUUGGAAAAUAGAUAUUAUUGUAAAGCUAUGGAGUGUAUAGAGGACAUAAAUACAAUGUUUACUAACUGCUAUGUAUAUAAUCGGCCAGGGGAUGACAUAGUUGUAAUGGCACAAACAUUGGAGAAGCUUUUUCUACAGAAGGUGUCACAAAUGCCACAAGAGGAAAUAGAACUUCCUGUGGCUAACAAAAGAGGAGGGAAUGGCAAAGGAAGGAAAGGAUCAGUGCCAGCGGUGUCUUCAACUGCACAAUCAAAAUUAUGUCCACCCACAACUGUAGCUGGAAGUCAGAAACCAAUGAUUGUACUACCACCUCAGUCACGAAUACCUUCAUUGUCAGCCACUACACACACACCUUUAUCAGCUGGACAGCCUGUUACAAAAGCAAAGAAAGGUAUUAAAAGGAAGGCAGACACUACUACACCCUCUACUUCAAUUUUCACAAUGAGUAGUACGUCCUCGCCAGUACACUCGGAUUACAAGCCCACAAAAAUCUGCACCCUGAGUGAAGUCAGUCAGUCAAGUAAGCCGCCCACAAAAGAUCUACCAGAUUCUCAACAGCAUCCAGCUAGGAAAAAAGAAAAGUUGACAACACAUUUGCAAUUUUGCAAUAAUAUUCUCAAAGAAAUGUUUGCAAAGAAGCAUGCAGCAUAUGCGUGGCCUUUCUAUGAACCGGUGGAUGCUGAAGCAUUGGGACUUCAUGAUUAUCAUGAUAUUAUUAAACAUCCCAUGGACCUUAGUGCUGUGAAAAGAAAAAUGAACAACCAAGAAUACAAAAAUAGCCAGGAGUUUGCUGCAGAUGUGAGGUUAAUGUUUUUGAACUGUUACAAGUAUAAUCCACCUGACCAUGAAGUCGUAACUAUGGGUAGAAAGCUUCAGGAUGUUUUUGAGACGCUAUUUGCACAAAUAUCUGAGCCUGUUAAAGCUGCAUCAUCGGCACAAUCUACAACUCAUUUCAUUGAAUCAUCAGGUGAAGAUAGUGACAGUUUCUCUGCUGAAAGUAGCUCCGACAGCUUAAGAAAAGAACAGAAGGAUCGCCUUGCUCAGCUUCAAUAUCAGUUGAAAGCGGUGCAUGAUCAGCUCAAAGCAUUAACUCAAACUCCACUGUCUCGGCUGAGGAGAAAGAACAAAGUCAAAAAGGAUAGGAGGAGGAAAGAUAAGAAAUUUAAGAAAAACUGUGAAAGGAAGAAAACUAAAGCCAAGCAAUUGCAGAAAAAGAAAUACAAGAAAAGCUCUGAGGAAAGAAGGAGAUCAAGGAGAACUAAGCUGCAAAUGCCAGUGUGUGAAUCAGAAGAUGAUGCUAAGCCGAUGUCUUAUGAUGAAAAGAGACAAUUAAGUCUCAAUAUAAACAAGCUUCCUGGUGACAAAUUGGGGCGCAUUGUUCAUAUAAUACAGGCACGAGAGCCAUCCUUAAGGGACUCUAAUCCAGACGAAAUAGAAAUUGACUUUGAAACUUUAAAAUCCUCUACGCUGAGAGACCUGGAAAGACAUGUUAAUACUUGCCUAAGAAAAAAGCAAAGAAAAACUUUGCCUAAAAAGUCUUCAGGAAAAUCUAAAGAAGAAAUUCAACUGGAGAAAAGGCAAGAGCUGGAAAAAAGAUUACAGGAUGUGAGUGGGCAUCUGAACUCUGGAAAAAAACAAAAAAACUCUCAGAAGAAUAACCCAGCUAUAGAUAUGGGCCAAUGUUCGAGAUUAAGUGAAAGCAGCAGCAGCAGCAGUUCUUCAGACUCUGAAAGUGACAGCAGCAGUAGUGAAUCUAGUUCUUCAGAUAGCAUUGACACUGAAUCAGAAAAAUCAUCAAAGCAGAAAUGUAGCAAAAGUAAGGUUCUUCCUGUUGAAGAAAGAAAGCACAACCACCUAAAUUACAAGAUGAAAUAUCAUUUGCACCAUUCGUUGUUGAAUACUGUUCACCAAGAACAGUCAUUGCCUGGUUGUAAAGUACCAGAGUCUCAGAAGAUGCAUAGACAACCUGCUUUGUUCAGUAGUCGGCAAGCAAAGAUGCAGCAGUCUGAGUCACAGCAACUUGUAUCAUUAAAAGAGCCAGCACGGAUCAUUAUUUCACCUCCAGGACUUCCUGCAGUUGUGUCCCCAUUGCAUUCACCUCCUUUGUUGAAAUUUAAAUGCCUGUCAGUGAGUCCUCCUCAUCUGUCCACUCAUGUCAAGGGACCAAAGCCACUAGAAGAGGAAUCUAAUAAAUUAGCAAUUAAUCAAACCAAGCCAUCUCUUGAAACAUCCAGUGACCAAAUGCCAAUUAUGCGACAACAAAAUGUGGAAGCUGCCCCUCCUGGUGAAAUUAAAGCAACUGGCGACAAUAAGCUAGCCUUGGAGGCUAAAGCCUGUCUUGUUACAAGAAAGGAUAUUGAGGUCAAGAAUGCAAAUUCUUGGGCAAGUUUGGGCAAAAUGACAACCACAACUCCUCCAACAAUAAAAUCUUCGAGUGAGAGUUUCAAAAUGUUUAGAAAAGCAGCAAUAGAGAAAGAACAACGUGAAAAAGCUUUGAAAGCUCAGCAAGAAAUGAAGAAGUGCCAUCUUGAACAAACUGAGAAUGAACAAAAGAAAAUAGCUUCAGAGCAGCAACGAGAAAAAGAGAGAGAAACUAUCCCAGAAGAGAGUCAAACAGUUCAAGUCGCGGUCAAUGAGAAAUUGACUGAGCAGAAGGUGCAAAAGGAAAAUGAAUCACAACAAGAAUCAUUGGAUAAGGAAAGAGAAUUGGCUAGGAAAAGGGAACAAGAACGUAGACGAAGAGAAGCAAUGGCGACUACCAUUGACAUGAAUUUACAGAGUGAUAUUAUGGCAACAUUCGAAGAAAAUCUUUCAUAGAAAUCUUGAAAUAAUUUGGACUUGAAUCAUUGCAAAAGUAAAUAUCGUAUCUGCAUGAUCAUUGAAAAGACCUGUAGUGACAGGUUGCAGUCCAUUCAGCAUAUUCUGGACAGUGCUCAUGAGCAGACCUUCACGUCAGUUUGAUGAACAGAUGCUAACUGCAGUGCCUCUUGAGAGCUGAGGUGGAAGAACUUGCAGUUUCUUUUUUCCUUCCAUUUCCCAAAUGCCCCAGAGCUCUUCACAGAAAGGAGAUACAUUGUGCAUUUACCAAUGUGUGGAGAAACUGGGUCCCUGAUUCCCCAAUGAUGAAGGAAGCUUAAAACUCUUGAGAAUAAAAUUUGAAGUUUAAAGAAAAAUGUAAUCUAUCUAUUGGCCAUUUAGAGAUAAAAGAUUAUAACAAAAAUGAAUGCAGAAAAAGCAAAAAUUUCAUUCUGCUGGCUCAAGGAGCCUACAGUUCAGUGUAGUUAUAAAACUUUAAGAACUGUUGCAUUUAACCACAUUACUGAAGUGAUGUAAUCUUAAGUGCUUGUAUUGGGAUUAAAAACUGAAGAGACAAGGAAUAUCUGCGUUAACUUGUUAGAUUAUGAUUCGCUAAGUUAAUUAU